CCAGCGUUUCGCAUCCAAUUCAGAGUUCGUACGUAGCGCAGUUCAAUCGCCAAUCGCAACUCGCAAAUAGCAAACAGCAAAUCGCAAGUCGAAAUGUCGCGUCUAUUCAAUCUGUCCGUAAUGCUGCUCCUGGGACUCGUGUGCCUGGGAACCACCCUUGCCAAGCCGCAAGAGGGGAUGACCCGGGAGCAUGCCACCCAGCUGGCCAACGAGUGCAAGGCGGAGACGGGCGCCACCGAUGAGGAUGUGGAGCAGCUAAUGAAGCAUGUGGCUCCCGAAAGUCACGAGGCCAAGUGCCUGCGCGCCUGCGUGUUGAAGAAGUUCCAGAUCAUGGAUGAGGCCGGCAAGGUGAACAAGGAGAAUGCCGUGCAGAUGGUCAAGGCCAUGAGCAAGCAUGAUGCCGAGAAGGAGGACGCCCCCGCCGACGUGGUGGCCAAGUGCGAGGGCAUCGAGACACCCCCUGACCAUUGUGAUGCUGCCGCCGCCUUUGAAGACUGCAUCUACGAGCAAAUAAAGGAGCACGGACUCGAGCUGGAGGACCACUGAAAACAGAUCUGAGACCAAUAAUGAACCCGAUACAGAAGCACAAGCGCCCUAACUGGAAUAUAACCAUUAUUUUUGUUAUGUGUAUACUAUGACUAGAGUUUAAGUUCCCAAUAAACUGAGAAACUGCAAAAGAAAA
Drosophila elegans is the source of this 682-nucleotide messenger RNA. It is a transcript of the gene Obp19d, whose product is annotated as general odorant-binding protein 19d. The coding region runs from base 94 to 546 and encodes 150 amino acids. The record is from RefSeq and is a predicted model, not a curated record. Gene Ontology annotation, molecular function: odorant binding. NCBI's taxonomy places the organism in Eukaryota, Metazoa, Arthropoda, Insecta, Diptera, Drosophilidae. The transcript has 4 exons. Gene Ontology annotation, biological process: sensory perception of smell.